Messenger RNA from Calliphora vicina (urban bluebottle blowfly), 4549 nucleotides. RefSeq names its product spalt-related (gene salr). The transcript has 7 exons. The coding region runs from base 127 to 4464 and encodes 1445 amino acids. Gene Ontology annotation, molecular function: DNA-binding transcription factor activity, RNA polymerase II-specific; RNA polymerase II cis-regulatory region sequence-specific DNA binding. NCBI's taxonomy places the organism in Eukaryota, Metazoa, Arthropoda, Insecta, Diptera, Calliphoridae. The record is from RefSeq and is a predicted model, not a curated record. Gene Ontology annotation, cellular component: nucleus. Gene Ontology annotation, biological process: regulation of transcription by RNA polymerase II.
UCAUUUUGCAUAAAUGUUGUUGUUUUACAAAUGGAUACCUGUCUCACUUUGAAAUACAGAUUUUGCAGAAGUAUUUGAAAACUUCAGAUUUCCAUUCUAAAUGCAGCAAAGUUCUCUACUUGGAAAAUGUGUUCAAUUUUUCGCAAUCGCAUUAAUUACCGUGGAACACCUAGUAGCAACUCGCCUGGUAGUCCACCCAUAUUAACCAAAGAUUUAGAAGCCGAUAGUAAUAAUAACGAUAAUGACAACAACAUAAUGUCAAGAAAAACAGAAAGUCCACAAGAAACUAGGGAAAGCAAUAGCAAAUCUCCAGAAGUAGAUCAUGAAAACAAUGAUUGCGUUGAAGAGCAUGCAGAUGACAACGAGGAGGGCGAAAGAAUACAACAUAAAGAUAAUGAGGAAGCGGAUAGGGAUACAACGAAGGAGAAAUUAAAUAAAGAUGAAGCCUUGGAUUUAUCAGUGUUACCCAAUGGCUUACCAAUCAAAGGUCAUGUCUCGCUAGAAGCUCUGCAGCACACCAAAGUAGCGGUUGCUCAAUUUGCGGCCUCAGCUUUAGCCCAGACUCCCUACUUUGGUGAGGGACCCAAUGAUUUGACGACCAUAUUAAAUGUACAGCGGCAGCAUUUAAUGCAAUUACAAUUUAUACAGCAUUUACAAAGUCAAUUGAAAAGAAGAGAUCAGGUAAGAGAGUGCGGCGAAGAGGAUGAUGGCCAGGAAGAGGAAGACGAUCGGGAGAGAGAAGAUAUUGUGGAUGGCAUGGAUGAAGAGGUCGAUGAAGAAGGCCUCAAUGAAGAAUAUCUGCAGCAAGAAGAAUUAGAUCUAAGUCAAAGAAAGUUGGAGCUAAGAAAAACUACCGAUGACAAAAAUAAAAAUGGUUUAGAGUCUAAUAAAUUUUUAAGAGAAGAGAAAUUAAAGACUGAUAAGAAUGUUUUAAGUAAAAGUCCAAAAGAACCCGAGGACAAAGUGCAAUCACCAAACUAUCAGCCCCUGUUAAGUGGCAUCAGUUCUUCGUUAGCUUCUACAAUUAUAACCAAUCAUGAUCCUAUACCCCCGCCUCACGAACCCAAUUGCUUAGAAAUGUUGCAGAGACGAACAGAAGAAGUCUUGGAUUCAGCCUCGCAGAGUUUACAUGCCUCCCAAAUGCAAGAGGAAUAUGAAUACAUACAAAAGGAUGGCCAGGGUAGAGGAGAAAUAUUUAAACAUCGCUGUAAAUAUUGUGGCAAAAUAUUUGGAUCGUUUUCAGCCCUGCAAAUACAUUUGAGAUCGCAUACAGGAGAAAGGCCUUUCGUGUGCAACGUGUGUGGCAGUAAAUUUACGACCAAAGGUAAUCUAAAGGUGCAUUAUCAAAGACAUACACAAAUAUACCCGCCCAUUUUAAUGCCACCAGGUGUAGGGCCACCUUUAGAGAUGCCACCAUCAAUGAGAGAGCCUUUAGGACCACAAUCUCAACAUCAGCAUCAUCACCAUCAUCAGCAUCCCCAUCAUCAACCACCACCUCUGCCACCUCCCCCUCCCUCAGCUAUGAGCAAUUUAAAUAAUAUGCCAUUGAGAUUGCCCUUUAACGAAAAGCCUUUAACGAAAGAUGCAGAGGACAACAAUGAAAUUCCUAUCAAUACCAAAGAACGUGAAAUUGAAAUUAGUAUAGACGAUCAUGAAAAGGAGUCAACUCCAGAAAUCUCUAAACCUGUAGAUGAACAUCCCGAAGAUUUGAGUAAGCCAACAAAAGAGGAAGAGCCAAAACCCAAACCAUUGGUUAGAGUUAAAACUCCUCAAGCUUUAAUGGAACCUGCAGCAGAGUUGGCCAGUGAAAAGCCUGAUAGACCCGCUAUGUCUGUGACACCAAAACGUUCUAAUUCACAGAGAAAGCGCAGUUCUACAGCUGGAACUCCACCACAUGAGCUGAGAAAAAUUAGCAUGGACACAGAUAUACCGGAGCAUCAUUUAUCUAAACUUUACAGAAGAUCAUCCCUAAGUCGCAAUAGCAGCUUGGAACAUUUAUCGGGGGACUUUUGUCAGGUUGAGCAAUUUGUAGACAAAUCAUGGGAAGAUCUAAUAGAAAUAGAUACCACAUCAGAGACUUCCAAACUGCAGCAGUUGGUCGAUAAUAUUGAGAACAAGUUAACAGAUCCUAAUCAAUGUAUAUUCUGUCAGAAAGUCAUGUCUUGCCGCAGUUCAUUACAAAUGCAUAUACGAACUCACACAGGUGAGAGACCGUUUCGGUGUAAAAUCUGUGGCCGGGCUUUUGCAACGAAGGGUAAUUUGAAGGCUCACAUGAGCAUACAUAAGAUCAAGCCUCCAAUGCGUUCUCAAUUCAAGUGUCCAGUUUGUCAUCAAAAGUUUUCCAAUGGCAUAAUACUGCAACAACACAUACGUAUACAUACCAUAGAUGAUGGCUCGGGUGGUUGUGGUUCCCAAUUGGUUGGUCAAUCGAGUGAAAUGGCCGCCGCUAUUGCCGAACACAACAAUAGAAUGCGCGCUCAUAUGGAAGCGGCCAUACUGGAAGAUCAAAAUUCCAAUAAAUCUUUAGGUGCUUCCGAAAAUUUGGACUUUUCAACCACCUCUGAAUAUUCGGGACAAAGAUCGGAAUCAUCACAAGGCGAUUUUGAUGAAUACAUGACAAUGGAGAGUACCGAUGACUCCAGAGAGAACUCAACUUCGGUAACGCCUUUGGAUAAAAGAAUCUCCGAAGAUGGUGAAGACAAACUAGAUCAAGAUGGCGAAAGAUCAGAGUCUGUAACGCAAGCAAUCGAUUUAACAGCACGAAAUGGUUCUCAACAGACACAAAAAGCUUUGGACCAUUUGCCCCAUUUAAUGGGUAUGCCUCAUAAUCUUUGGUUAAUGGCGGCUGCCAGAGAGGAGAUACAGAAUUUAGGAAAUCAUGGCAAAUUUCCACUAUUACCAUUUGGACCUUUAGGAUUUAUGGGUUUACCACCUCAGGCCCAUAUCUGCCAACUGUGCUUUAAAUUAUUUCCGAGUCCCUCGGCAUUGGAAACACAUUUUCAAAAUGAUCACACCAAAGAUGCUGCUGCUGAUAAUACGGCUGCGGUCCCAACAUCAUUAUCAUCGUCAUCAUCAAUAUCACUAGCCACAAACUCAUCGUUAGCGAUUACGUCAGCCGCGAAUGCUAAUGAUGGCAGUGCUACCGAUUCAAUGGCAAUUGAGAAUUUUGAUAAAAAUUGUGAUACAACAGCUGAGACAGCGGCGUCACCAAUGCCCUUCAAUAAUAAGCUUUCAUUGAAUCCCAAUUUAUUCCAUAAAUUCCAAACACCCUCCGAGGAAGAUCAAAAUUCCCGCAAAACCCCCUUUGAGCGCAGAAGCAGUCAUAGCAAUGAAGAUGCUCGAGAGCUGCAGAAUAAAAUGCAAGAUUUGGAACCUCUUAAAAAUCACAUCAAAUCCGAACCCUUUAUGGACGGCGAAGAUACAGCACCCAAAUCUCCUCACAUGAUCGACGACAUGGACGAUGAGGAUGAUGUAUUUCGAAAUUCCUCUACACCGCCUUCUGUCUAUGCACCACACGCUUCUGCGCUAAAUCAUCCUCAUGCGGAUAAUUCAGAGCAUUCUCUUAUGAAAAUGCAAAUGCUAACAACAAUUCCUCAUCAAUUUUCGAACUCCCAUCCCACGAUGCCCUCCCACAUAGAAGCUCAUCGUUUUCCAGCCACUCCACUCGAUUUUCAACAGGCUCUGAUGUCAGUGGGCCCACCCACAUCCAGCCUAGAUCCUCCUGUUAAUAAUAAACAUUUCUGUCACAUAUGCCGGCGUAAUUUCAGCUCCAGUUCUGCGCUGCAGAUACACAUGCGCACGCACACGGGUGAUAAACCGUUUCAGUGUAAUGUGUGCCAGAAAGCUUUCACUACCAAAGGAAAUUUAAAGGUUCAUAUGGGCACUCAUAUGUGGUCGAAUCCGACAUCUCGUAGGGGCCGACGAAUGUCUUUGGAAUUGCCUAUGCAUAGACCUGGCGGAAGUUUAGCUUCAGAAUCGGAUUUUUUACCCAGACGACCGGAUAUAUUCUUUCCAUAUCUACCGCCAUUUUUUAAUGGCUUGCCACCAAAGCCUGGCGAUUUGAAUUCUACACCGCCAUUUCCUCCCCACAUAACGCCUCAACACUUAGCCAAUGGCUCUGCUGGACCUCCCAAAUACCCUCCAGGUUUACCCAUGGGAUUUCCACCAUUUCUACAGCCUCCCUACAACUUUAACCCACUGCUAAAUCAAUCAUCCACAUCAUCAUCGUUAGAACGACAAACGAAUGCGAAAACGCCUCUGAGUUUGGAGCGUGACGAAGAAGAACCAAAGAACCCAACACAUCCAUCGCCCAAACAUCACAACACACACAUGUCAGCAGACAAAGAAGAUUCUCCAACGAUCUCAUCGGCCUGGAAUCCAAUGAUAAAAAUUAAAACUGAAAACAAUCAAAAUGAUAUUAAUCAUCUUGUAGAUCAUAAUGCAGAGUGUAGUAAUCAAGAUUAGUUUAGCAACAACUAAAUAUAUAAAUAAAACAAUUACAUAAAUUAAAAAUAAAACUAAUUAUACAUAAAUAAAUAAGUAGUAACGA